Messenger RNA from Prorocentrum cordatum, 1824 nucleotides. NCBI's taxonomy places the organism in Eukaryota, Dinophyceae, Prorocentrales, Prorocentraceae. The record is from the annotation of a GenBank genome assembly.
CUUCUGCUGCCGCUCCUCAUCCUCGCCGUCCUCCUCCCCUUCUGCGGCCAGCCGCCCGGACUCGGGCGGGCUUGGCUCGAGCAGAUCUCACACCGCCUGCCCCGUCGGAGGUCGCCUGCGUUCCCAGGCGGACCGUCGGGGCCCUACCUUAACGUUUACUCGUGCCCCGGUCGGUGAGAUGAUGGCUCUUCGUAUCCUGCUGGCCGCCGCAAGCUUGCAGGCGCCGGCCGCAGCACUUCACGUGUCGCGCGGGCACGGGUCGGCGCUCGACAGGGGCUUCUACGUCGCGCACACCGAGACCGUGAAGGCGACGACGUUCGUAGACUUCGUGAGGAAGUACGAUCGCGCGUAUUCCGCCGGCACAGAGGAGUGGGCCUUGAGGGAGAAAGCCUUCAACGAGUCUAAGAGGGCGGCGCUGGCCUUCCUCGACGCCCCGAUGAGGUCAUGGGUCGUCGGGAUCACGCAGUUCUCCGACUUCACCCACGAAGAGCGCAUGGCCGUGCUGGGCUGGAAGGGCAGCUACAGGUCACCGAGCUCCAAGGACCUGCAGGACACGCCCUCGGCUUCGUGGCGCGAGUGGUCGCACCCCAAGGAGUUCUCCGUGGUCACGCCGGGCUUCGGGAGUCUCGGCGCUACCAUCCGCAACCAGGGCGGAUGCGGCAGCUGCUGGGCCCACGCGGCCACGUCCGUGCUCGAGGCCCACAUGGAGGCCAACGCCUCGAUCAUGAAGUACCUGCGCAAGCGUCUAGACAGCACUGGCAAGACCUCGUCAGACGAGAGCCUGUCAGUGAAGGCUGUCACGCACUGCACGGCUAACCCGCGAAAUUGCGGUGGCAAUGGCGGCUGCUCGGGCGCCACCACCGAGUUGGCGUUUGACAUGAUCCAGGAGUCGGGCAUCCCACUAGACGUCGAGCAGGAAUGGUCAGGAGAUGACCACGCAGUUAUGUGCAGAGAGUCGGCUCAGCACGAGACGCUAGUGAGCAUCACAGGCUAUGAGGUCCUGCCAUCGAACAAGCUGCACCCACUCAUCCAGGCCCUCUACGAGUCUGGUGGCCCUAUCGGCGUCUCGGUAGAUGCCACCACAUGGUUCGGGUACCAUGGAGGGGGGGCGGGCGGAUCUUGUCGGACGUGGGGGGCCCGAACACCCCGGGCAGAUUCACGAUCAACCACGCGGUCGUGCUCGUCGGCUACAAGAUGCCCGAGAGGGCUGACGACGGCAGCCUUGAUACAGGGUACUGGCACAUCAAGAACUCGUGGGGACCAGGUUGGGGCGAGGAUGGGUUCAUCCGAGUGGAGAUGAAGGAGAACGAGGAGGAGCAUUGUGGCAUGGACAAGAACACCCACGUCGGCCUCGCUUGCGACGGGGACCCCGACGAGGCUUGGGUUUGCGGCACUUGCGGCAUGUUGUACGACACGACGUACCCCACGGGCGUCUACUUGAAGCAUCCGCCCGCCCCUUGACCGGAUCAUUGUGGGCGCCGUGUAUUGAUGAGGCAGCCGAGCCUACCGCCACCUUUCGAAUCACGGUGUCUAAGCUCUGCUGUUCUUGGCACUGCCCUCGUGCCCGGCAGAAGCCGACCAGCCGAGUUCCUUCGGAAAACAAGUCGGUGCCAACGGACCACGGGUUUUGACCACGUCCACCGUUACCAUUAUGACGGUGAAGAGGGGACCUCAGGCCAUGCCGCUGCUCUUGGGCGCGGCCCUCCAGCGGCGUGCCCCGUGCGCGUCCGACUGGCUGAUGUCGCGCGGCGCGCCGCCCUCGCGGGGCCCUUGUGCUUUGCGCAGGCGCCGCGGCUGGGGGUCCCACCUCCGCCUCCUUUCACC